Rhodotorula toruloides NP11 is the source of this 318-nucleotide messenger RNA. Its product is annotated as phosphoglycerate mutase family protein. The transcript has 8 exons. The coding region runs from base 1 to 318 and encodes 105 amino acids. The record is from RefSeq and is a predicted model, not a curated record. NCBI's taxonomy places the organism in Eukaryota, Fungi, Basidiomycota, Microbotryomycetes, Sporidiobolales, Sporidiobolaceae.
AUGUUCGACUUCUUUGGAAACGACUCGUACCAGGCUCAGGCCGCGCAGGACGUGCAGAACAAGCACAAGAGCGAGCUCUCGCACGAGCUCAUCGCCGCCGCCGCUGCUUACGAGGCGCAGAAGGCCUACGCCUCGCAUGUCGCUGCCAACGGCAAGCCCGAGUCGCACCAGAAGGCCCGCGAGCUCCUCGCCGCCUUUGCCGCCGCCGAAGCCGACAAGCUCAUCGAGACCAAGGGACUCGACUUUAUCGACCGCGAGGAGGCCAAGCGCCAGGCUCGCCAGCACGCCGAGCAGGCUAUCUCGCCUGACAACUACUGA